AUGGAAGAAAGAAGGCAAGGUGUGGGACCAGCCGGGCCUCAGGAGCCUUGUCCUCCGGAGCGGAGCAAGCGCAGGGUUGCUUCCCCAGGCUGCGGGGAUGGAAGCGACGCCGUGCUGUCACUCGGCCACUUCACCCGGCCUCCUUUCCUCAGUUUCGGCUCCGUCCGCGUCGGUACUUCGUGCGUUCGCCGCCUGGCCGUGGAGAACCCCAACGGGGAGCCUGUCCAUGGGGCGGUCUACCGCCCGCCGCCCGCCUCCAAAGGCUUCACGGUGGAGCAGGACUCUUUCCUCCUUCAGCCUGGAGAGAGGAUCUAUAUAUUAAUAACAUGGACACCACUAGAAGGCGGCAAAGUUCGAGAGCUCAUAACUUUUAUUGUAAAUGAUGCUGUAAAACAUCAAGCAGUUUUGCUGGGGAAUGCUGAGCAGCCUAUAAAGAAAAAGAAAAAUCUUUGGAAUACUAUUAAAAGAAGAACUCCUGCCCAGCAAUCACGAAAAAGAGUACCAGUCAUUAAAAGUAUAAAUAAAACAUUUCAGGUGUCUGAAAAAACAGAGAAAAAUAGAAGUCCUCUUCAGUCCUGUGAGAAUCUGGAAGUGAAUUCAAACAGAAUUUCACCUAAUGGAAAUUCCUUAAUCAUUUCAGAACAUAACAUUUCCCUUUCCUCUAUUAGUCCCAUCAGUCCGAAAAACCAACAUGUCAUUUAUACUCCCCUAUCAGCUACAUAUUCUGUUCCAGAAACACCAGCAUGUCAUAAGUUAUUAAAUGUAACAAAAACCCCUAUUGUUACAACUCUAUAUGAUAAUGUUUUGGAGAAAAAGAAAGUAUGCCAACAUAAUAUUAACUCAGCAGAAAUAAAUGCAAAUUCAGUCAAUACACCACAACAAUUGAAUAUAUCUUUGAAUCAUAGGAAGAUUUUAAGUCCUGAUUCUUUUAUAAAUAAUAGUUAUGAAGUGACAGAACUUGAUGCAGCUACAGCACUACCUAUUUCACCUGAUCAGUUUUUAAGAGAAAAUCGAGUAGUUAUACAGCCAAUCUCAGAACGUAAAACAGUAUCCUAUUCUUCAGAUGUGAAAUCAUGUAUGUCAACAGCCAAAUUUUCAAAACAGAAAGAAAAGGUACAAGUUUCUUUUUUUAUGGAACCUCAGCUUUCCACCAAACCUGCCAACAAUAUAAGUGAAAGAAAUCCUGUAACAUGUUCCUAUGAUAAGUUUGAACAAAAUGUCAAAUCAAAGGCAAGUGAUCAAGCUUGCUGCCUUCAGAACAAAAAAAGGCCUUUGCUUUCUAGCACUGUUACCAAAACUAAGCCCCAUCCUGAGGGAAAAGAAACAAAGACAUUAACACUAAAAUCUAAAAAAUGUCUUUCUACUGCAAUAGAGCAUUGUAUGGACGUUAUCCCUAAAAAAGCAAACCUGGACACAUUAUCAAGACUUCCAGUUAUAGAAAGUGUUUCAAAUGAAACUAAAUGUAUCAAAGAUAAAGCCGGGUUCAUUUAUUUGGAAUCAUCUCAUAACCGUAAAAGAAAAAGCGGAGAAUAUUUAGAAGAUGUUAAGAAUGGAAGAGAAUAUGCAGAAAAUUUAGGAAGAAAAAGAACUCUGAAGUCCUGUAAUGGAAAUGGAAGCAAGAGUGCUUUGAAAUUAUCAGUUUCCAAAUCUCAGAAUGGAGAUAAGCAAAAGAAGAGAUAUGGUUCUUCAUCUCAAAAAUCAAAGAAUUUUAAAAGGACAAAAAAUAUUGUUCCUGUUGCACAGUCUCAACUGACUUUUGUGAAGCCUUUAAAAACAGUCUCCAUUUGCAGUUAG
Messenger RNA from Notechis scutatus (mainland tiger snake), 1794 nucleotides. NCBI's taxonomy places the organism in Eukaryota, Metazoa, Chordata, Lepidosauria, Squamata, Elapidae. The record is from RefSeq and is a predicted model, not a curated record.